This is a messenger RNA of Diutina rugosa, 333 nucleotides long. Its product is annotated as cornichon family protein. The record is from RefSeq and is a predicted model, not a curated record. Gene Ontology annotation, cellular component: endoplasmic reticulum membrane; COPII-coated ER to Golgi transport vesicle. The transcript has a single exon. Lineage: Eukaryota; Fungi; Ascomycota; Pichiomycetes; Serinales; Debaryomycetaceae. Gene Ontology annotation, biological process: endoplasmic reticulum to Golgi vesicle-mediated transport. Bases 1 to 333 code for a protein of 110 amino acids.
AUGUACUCUGAUCUUGAGUGUGAUUACAUUAACCCCAUCGAACUCUGCAACAAGUUGAACCCGUACUUCUUGCCUGAAGCCGCUCUUCAAGGUUUCUUGGCUAUUUUGUUCUUGGUCAAUGGCUUUUGGUUCCCCUUCUUGCUCAAUUUGCCCUUGUUGGCUUACAACGUCCGCAAGUUUAUGAACAAAAACCAUCUUUUGGAUGCGACCGAGAUCUUCCGUACAUUGUCGAAGCAUAAGAAGGAGUCAUUCAUGAAGUUGGGUUUCCACCUCAUCAUGUUUUUCUUCUAUCUUUACCGUAUGAUCAUGGCAUUGGUCAAGGAAGAUAGUUAG